Molecule: messenger RNA, 720 nt
Organism: Talaromyces marneffei
Lineage: Eukaryota; Fungi; Ascomycota; Eurotiomycetes; Eurotiales; Trichocomaceae
Exons: 2
Coding region: 1-720 (239 amino acids)
Source: RefSeq, a predicted model, not a curated record
AUGUCUUCCGUAUCCUCCUUCACGGUGACAAUCACCAGUGCCGCCGAUGACCAGGAAGCAACGUACCUCUCUCGCGCACGCCUGCUGCACCAAACUCGCAUCGGCAUAGCCCUCAUGCUUCUGGGCGCAUCAGCCGGUGUCGUGGGUGCCGAAGGCGCGCCUCUGCACUACUACAACGAGACCAAGGGUUACUCGAGUAUGUUCCUACCGCUUUGGCCUCUGAAUCUGGACGUUCGUCAGACGAACGCUCUGUUGGCCUGUGGUGCGGUCAUUUUGUUUCAGGCGAUUGUGUAUAUUGGUGUUGCUGUGUUUCCUUCGCCCCGUCCUCGCCUCCGCCUCCUCAACCACCUUUCCUCCGCCGUCGGUGCCACAGGCCUCCUCACCGCCAUCGUCGGCGUAGCAUUCUCCAUCUACCUCCCCUCAGCCUCCUACCCCGACGGCUUCACCGUCAGUGAAACAAUCCACAGCUGGACCUGCAAAUGGAAAUCCGCCGGCAGCCUCAGCAGCAACGACUCAAUAACUGCACCGGCCAACUUCUCGCGUAUCUGUUCCGAGUCGCGCGCCGGGUUUGUAUUGUUGGGACUGUUGAUUGGACUCGAGGUUGUCAUGUGUGCUGCCGCGGCGGCUGGGUACGUGCUCGAGAUGACCGUGUCCAAGCAGCGGAAGGCAUCCAAUGGCAAUGCGGAGUCGGGUGACUUUGUUAUGGAGACAAAGCAGUAA